Molecule: messenger RNA, 1092 nt
Organism: Parnassius apollo (apollo)
Lineage: Eukaryota; Metazoa; Arthropoda; Insecta; Lepidoptera; Papilionidae
Source: the annotation of a GenBank genome assembly
AUGGUACAGUUUGCAAUACGAAGGUUAUGGAAAGGACACCGCAGAAAAUCCUCAAAGAAUUUUCCACCGGUUGAACUUACCGUAGACUCUUCAAUAGGCAUCCAUUGUUAUAUAAAAGUUAUGGGUGUAAAAUAUCACUAUGUAGAAACAGGUCCAAAAAAUGGCCAAAUUGUUGUUAUUCUUGGAGAUGCACCAGAUGCUGGAAACUUGUGGGUGCCAUCCUGGUCAUCUGUGGUGCGGCGGCUUGCUGAAAGUGGUCAUCAUGUGAUAACAUUAGAUUUAAGAGGAACUGGUGGUAGUGAAGGAGGUUAUAGAAGGGACCUUGCACCACCUAAAGCAGUUGAGGAGCUAUCUGCUUUGUUACAAGCAUUAGGAGUUUCAGUAAAUAAUCCAGCAGUUGUGAUUGGUUUCGGAAUAGGUGGCAUGUUAACUUGGUACCUAGCUCACUGUCGAGGGGCGUUAAUAAGAAAAUUCAUCGUAAUCGGCGCGCCACAUCCGAACCUCUACUGGCAGUACCCGCCGGCGCCGUUCUGCCAACAAGCAUUGUAUUUCAUACAGUGGCCAUACUUGCCAGAGCGAUGGCUUGCAGAAGGGUCUCUCCAAGAUGAUAGUUCGAAUUCGCCCAGUUCCCGCGCUCGAGAUUGGAACGGGGCACUGAAUUACGUAAGAGGCGCGGCGUGGUGGCGAGUCGGGUCGGGGCGGCGGGUGGCGGCGCCGGGCCUGCUGCUGGGCGCGCGCCGCCGGCGCCGCGCAGCUGGUGGCCAGCGCGCAGUUCUGCGCGCGCCCCGCCUUGAAACUCAUCUCCAGCUGCGAUCCCGGCGACGGCGAUCUGCCCAACCUGGUGCUGGACUUUGUCCUCGGGACGCCUGCGGAAGAGGCGAAUGUAUCGGAAGCUGGUGCCCGCGGGCUGGUGGGGCGCAUGUUGGGCGCGGUGGCGGGCCGCGGCCGUGGCCUUACCGCGCGCUUCGCCCUCCCCCUCCCCCUCCCAGCGCUCUCCGCACAGGCCUGAACCAACACUACCCACCUGAUAACUAUGCUGCGUCGAAUAACAAAGAAUGCAUCGCAUACCAAAAAGCUUCCCACACAAGAUAA